This is a messenger RNA of Ciona intestinalis (vase tunicate), 1861 nucleotides long. Lineage: Eukaryota; Metazoa; Chordata; Ascidiacea; Phlebobranchia; Cionidae. The record is from RefSeq and is a predicted model, not a curated record.
GUUAGGAAAUAAAGUAGCUAUGAAACCAACGCAUUUGAUUGUAGGUUCUGGUUUAUCUGGUUCAGUAAUCGCUGAAAGAAUCGCGAACGUUUGGAAUGAAAAUGUGCUGAUUAUUGAAAAGCGAGAUCACAUCGGUGGAAACUGUUACGACUACGUAGACGACGAAACUGGGAUUCGUAUAAGCAAAUAUGGACCUCAUUUGUUCCAUACAAAAGACGAGGGAGUUUGGAAGUACGUACAACGGUUCGACACUUGGACUCGCUGGGAGCAAAAGACACUGUCUGUAGUAGACGGGCAGUUUGUACCAGUGCCCGUUAACAUUACGACUGUGAAUCAACUGUGUGGGCAGAACAUUGAAAACGUGGAAGAGAUGGACGCCUGGCUGAGUACAGUGCAGUAUAAAGGACCAAUUGAAAACAGCGAGGAUAUGGCGGUGUCAAGAGUUGGUCGAGUUCUUUAUGAAAAAAUGUUCAAGCCGUAUACGAUCAAGCAAUGGAAUAAAACACCAGAGGAAUUAAACCCUAGUGUUUUAGCAAGGAUCCCGAUUCGAAGAGAUUUUGACACGAGGUAUUUUAACGAUAAAUAUCAAGCUUUGCCCGCAAACGGUUACACGCAUUUCUUUGAGCGCUUGCUAGAUGACCCUCGGAUCAAAGUACAAACAGGUGUGGAUUUUUUUAAAUACAAACUUCAAAAUGAUCUUAGUCAAUACAAAAGCGUGUUCUAUACUGGACCAAUUGACCAGUACUUUGAUGACGUCAAAUUGGAAAGGUUAGAAUACAGAAGCAUUGAUUUUCACAUCAAGAGGUACAAAGAUGUGAAUUAUUUCCAGCCUUGUUCUAUUGUAAAUUACCCUGAAGAUAAUGUGCCGUUUACAAGAAUGGUGGAAUACAAGCAUUUCCUUAACCAAUCAUCCAAGCAUACUGUUACAGUAAGCGAAACAUCGAAUGACCACGGGGACCCGUAUUAUCCAGUGCCGAACAAGAAAAACAUGGAUUUGUAUGAGCGCUACCGCCAGCUAGCAGUGAAAGAAGAAGAGGGAAAAAAUGUUCAUUUCGUCGGAAGGCUGGCCAACUAUAAGUACAUGAACAUGGACCAAGCUAUUAGAAAUGCAUUAGAUUUCUUUGAUCGAAUCAACGACAAAGUAGAAAAGGAUUAAAGCUACUGUGCAACUCAUAAACGUGAAACCAUAUAUAGUAGGGUGGGGGAGAUUGGACACCUUUUCAUUCUAUUUUAUUGUCCUGUUUGGUAUAGUAGGGUGGGGAAGAAGGAACACCUUUUCGUUCUAUUUUUCCGUCUCUUUUGGUAGUAAACAAAGAACAUUCAAAGAAUUCUAAAACUGUAUCCUCAUAACUGCCAUAGAUCGUGGUUAAUCGUUUAAAACACGAUCAGCAUAUUUGGAUAUUAUGUGCUAAUUGUGUCCCGUCUUACCCCACCCUACUAUAAAUAGAAUAAUAUAGGUCCCUUUACAUCGAAACAUUUUUUAACAAUUAUGCGUUAAUAUUAGGCAAGAAAGUGAAUCAAAAUCAGCUAAGCGUUAAUGGGUUAAAAAAUGCACGAUUUUUAAUUCAAAAUAAACCUUCUCUGGUUUACAUUCGCAAAUAUUUUGUGCUAAGCAGAGUCCGUAUAUAAACAUAUAUAUACUGACUCUGAUUUUAAACUAUGUAACAAAGCCAUAUUUCUCUGUUUCAUGUUUUACUGUUGUAUUUGAUCAUAGUGUUAUUAUUAGAAAUGGUGGCCUGCAUUAAUACUACUACUACCCUAAAACUUGUACUGAAUAUAUAUUGCCUUUGAGAUCAAUACAUGGUGCGCGCAUACAACAUAACGAGAAUGCAAUAAAGAAUAAUAAACAGAAAUACCUUUA